Messenger RNA from Microbotryum saponariae, 2083 nucleotides. The record is from the annotation of a GenBank genome assembly. Lineage: Eukaryota; Fungi; Basidiomycota; Microbotryomycetes; Microbotryales; Microbotryaceae.
AUGUCCGCAACCAAACUUGACGCUCUCGAAGCCCCCCCACCUACCGAUAUCGACACCGAUGUGGUCCUCGCCCCCUUCCGAAAAGUGAAGUGGUACCGUAGCACGUGGUUCGCCGCUCUCAUUCUCGGGUUGGCCAAUUUCAGCGCCCCUGGUAUUUGGGGUGCGAUGAAUUCGCUCGGUGCGGGUGGACAAGCUAGUAGGUUCGGACGAUAUGGAAGAGUAUCAGCUUUGAAGCCCUCGACUUACGUUGUCUUCAUCUGCACUCGUAGCCCCUUUCCUCGUCAACGCCUCCAACGCUCUCACCUUCGGUCUGAUGGUGUUGACCGCUUUCCUCACCUCGAGCUUGGUGCGCUACAUCGGCGUCGUUUGGACACUCGCUUUUGGUGCGGCGGGUUAUGCACCUUACGCUGCUGGGCUUUACACAGUGAGUCACCGCUGUCUACUGGCUUCCCCGCCUCGAACGCUGGAAAAAGAGUUCGGGUAGCGAGUCUUCGGUCCCGGGCUCGAGGUCGCCUUCGCACAGCGAAUUGACUUGUUCUCCCCUCUUUGCUGGACAGAACAAUCGUUUCGGAAACGAAUGGUUCCUCUUGCUUGGCGCGGCAUUGUGCGGAAUUAGUAAGUCACUCCGUCUCAGCGGCACCGGCGAUGUUGUCCCUAAACUGAUUGUGCCUCCUGGCCCCCUCUUUUACAGGCGCCGGAACAUUCUGGGCUAUCGAAGCAGCUAGUGAGCACUCAUCCCGGCGUGAUAUUUACGCGAACAUGCACUUAAAAGGUGAUCAACCUUGUCUGCAGUCGCGCUUGCGUACCCGGAACCCGAGAACCAGGGUCGAUUCUUCGGUCUUUGGCUGAGGUGAGUGCCUUGCCUUGUCCUCGCCUCGCACGUGGCCUGUACGGAGAUUCUGAUCGUUUCAACCCCAAUCUUUCACAGUUUCCGAGUCUUGGGAGGUGUCCUCGGGGGAGCCAUCAACCUGGGCCUCAACGCCAACCGCAACACCGCCGGCAAAGUGAACCCACAAAUAUAUCUCGUCUUCAUCGCCCUUCAAUGCCUCGGUCCCUUCGUCGCCUUCCUCCUGCCCCCACCCAAUAAAGUCCAACGUACCGACGGUCUCCCCGUUCGUUUGUUCGUCACGACGGGCUUGAUUCAUGAAGUCAAGGCUUCGGCGAAGCUGUUCUUCACCAAAAAGUUUUUGCUUAUCGUGCCGUUGAUCGUGCAAGCCGUGUUCCCGGAAUCGUUCAAUGGAACGUAUUUGACGUUGCACUUUUCUGUUCGGGCGAGGGCGCUGGGUUCUUUCCUUUCUGCCAUCGUCGCUAUCAUUGCUGGAAACCUUCUCGGAGUAAGUCCUGUUCCUCUAGCCCGUUUCUCGUACCUGGCUUGAACCUGUGAAGCUGAUCAAAUCUUCCCAAUCCCUCCGUUCGCAGUGGUUACUCGACUCCAAAAAGUUCUCUCUCAAAUCGCGCGCCCGCUACUCUUUCUUCGUCGUCCUCGGUCUCCAAGGCGUAUGGUGGAUUUGGUCCACAGUCAUCCAAUCCGACUACCAACCCCACAACACGAUGCUCGAUUGGUCGUCCCCUGGCUUCGGUCGUGGUUUCGCCCUAUACAUCUUCCUCGUGGCCGGGUUCCAGUUGAACUAUCUUUAUCUUUACUUUGUCGUGGGCAAUCGUAAGAGUAUUUCCACAUCGUUCUGUUCAAAGUAUUCGAACCCCAACCCAACUGACCCUCUUCUUCUCGCACAACCGCCGCGCAGUCGUAACCGAACCCGCGGACAUCAUCCGCAUCGGCGGCCUCCUCCGAGCGACCGAAUCCGCCGCGCAAGCCGUAUCCUACGGUCUCAACUCCGUCAAGUCGUUCGGUACGAUCGGCGCAAGUUCGCUCAACUUCGCUCUAUGGGGAGUCAGUCUCGUCCCCGCUUGGUUCGUGGUGAAAGAGAUCGGCGUGACAUUGUGGGGUCGUGGGGAGGUGGAGAAGAAGCAGUUGGAGGCUUUGUUGAGUCAAUCGGGGGGGAGGUCGGUGGAGAGUGGGGGUAGCCGAGGGAGUGAGGAUGGGAUCAAGACGCCGGGGAGUGAGAAGGAAUUGGGUUUGUAA